Molecule: messenger RNA, 1428 nt
Organism: Synchiropus splendidus (mandarinfish)
Lineage: Eukaryota; Metazoa; Chordata; Actinopteri; Syngnathiformes; Callionymidae
Product: potassium voltage-gated channel subfamily S member 1
Exons: 9
Coding region: 1-1428 (475 amino acids)
Biological process (GO): regulation of delayed rectifier potassium channel activity; protein homooligomerization; potassium ion transmembrane transport
Cellular component (GO): voltage-gated potassium channel complex; membrane
Molecular function (GO): protein binding; delayed rectifier potassium channel activity
Source: RefSeq, a predicted model, not a curated record
AUGGUGAAGGAGAGCCUCCCCACCUGGGUCCACCAGGAGCCAGAUGACGUUCUGGUCCACAUCAAUGUGGGCGGUCUGAAGAAGAGCCUGUGCUCCAGCACGCUGAAGAAGUUCCCCGACACCAGACUGGGGAGGCUGCUGUCCUGCCACUCCGAGGAUGACAUUCUCCAGGUGUGUGACGACUACGACGUGCAGCAGAAGGAGUUUUACUUUGACCGAAAUCCGGGUUUGUUCCCCUAUGUGAUCCACUUUUACCAGACUGGAAAGCUUCACAUCAUGGAGGAGCUGUGUGUGUUUUCCUUCAGCCAGGAGAUGGAGUACUGGGGCAUCAACGACUUCUUUCUGGACUCGUGCUGCAGCUUCUGGUAUCACGACAGGAAGUUGGCCAGCAGACGGCGCCGCAGCUGGGAUGAAGACAGCGACGUGAGCAGUGUGGACACAUCAGUGGACGAGAUCACGGACUUGAAGCGGGACAUGCAGCACUUCCAGGAGGUGCACUGCGGGAGCGUUCGCAAGUGUCUGUGGCUGACGCUGGAGAACCCCGGCUACUCCGUCCCCAGCAAGCUCUUCAGCCUGCUCUCCAUCUGCGUCGUGCUCACAUCCAUCGCCAGCAUGUGCAUCAACAGCAUCCCAGAGUACCAGGUCUUUGACUCCGAGGGGAAGCUGGUGGAGGACCCGACCACACGGAAGCUGGAAGUCUUCUGCUCCUGCUGGUUCACCUUUGAGGUGGUGACGCGGCUGCUGCUGGCGCCCAACAGGAGGAAGUUCUUCCGUCACCCUCUGAAUCUCAUCGACGUGGUGUCGGUGGUUCCCAUCUACAUCACACUGCUCUGCGACUGGACCCUUGGUGCCGAGGCGGAACUGGGGAAUCUGGGACGCUUAGUCCAGGUCUUCAGACUGAUGCGGAUCUUCAGAGUGUUGAAACUUGCUCGUCACUCGACAGGACUCAGGUCAUUGGGAGCCACGCUGAGGCACAGCUACCGGGAGGUAGGGAUCCUGCUGCUCUACCUGGCGGUCGGCGUCUCCGUCUUCUCCGGGAUCGCCUACACAGCCGAGUACGAGGAGGAUGUGGGUCUGGACACCAUCCCGGCCUGCUGGUGGUGGGGUACGGUCAGCAUGACCACGGUGGGUUACGGCGACUUGGUGCCAGUGACCGUGGCGGGCAAACUGGCGGCCAGCGGCUGUAUCCUGGGCGGCACCCUGGUGGUGGCGCUGCCCAUCACACUCAUCUUCAACAAGUUCUCACACUUCUACCGGCGACAGAAGGCACUGGAGGCCUCUGUGCGGGAGAACAAUCGCAGGAAGAUCAGCCGGGAGCCAGACCACGAGGAGAACCUGGACGAGUCAGAUGGCUACGAGGACGAAGGUGGCGUGAUCAACUACAGCUAUGUGGAGCACCCGUCUUUCCCGGACAGUAGGCAGAUAUGA